AUUCAAAGUGGCUACAUUGCUGAAGGUUGAGUUCUGGUGUUUUUCAUCUUGCCUCUGCACUUUCGUUUUCGGUACCGUAGUGUACACCAUUUCAUAAUCGUAGAUAUCAAGCUCCAAGAUGUCGGAACGAUCAGAGGAACGACGACGUGAAGAAGCGGGUGCCCAGGAAGCUCGGGACACUGGUUCUAUUCUGAAUUUUAUGUCUGCCAGAAAAAUUGGCACAGCAAUGUGGGUGAUGAGAUUAUACACAAUUUUCCUCAGUAUUCAAUACAUGUUUUUCUGCAGUGCAUUCGAUAUGGGACAAUAUUUUCAAAGAGCGAUGCUUUCUAAUGGUGUAAUAUGUGCAUUGCGAUUACAUCAAAGAAUUCCAGAUUUUCGUAUGACUCGCCAACAUUUUGCUCAGAUGAUGGUAGAAGACAGUGCUCAUUAUCUUAUGUAUUCUCUCAUAUUUUUGACAAGUCACCCUAUAACAAUUGCUCUGGUACCUGUUACGGUUUUUGCUCUUCUUCAUGCGUGUAGUUUUACAAGACAAAUGUUAGAUGUUCACGGACCUAAUUCAUAUCCUGCUCUAAGAAAAAUUAUCAACCACGUUGCUCGACAUCAAGCUACAUUGUUUCGUUUCAUAGCAUUGAAUGAAAUUUUGAUCAUGCCAACAACGAUAGCUAUGAUCUUUAUAGGAAGAACUACAAUAUUGGCACCAUUUUUAUACUACAAGUUUUUGACAUACAGAUAUUUAUCGAGAAGAAAUCCAUACUGCAGGCUAUCAUUCUAUGAACUGAGACUGGCUCUUGAAAAUAUGUGUGCAAGUCAGAACUGCCCAUCUAUCCUCAGAUCAGCAGUUUUCAAACUUAUCAGUUUCUCAUCUCGUUUGGCACCACCUGCUGCUUCAUUUCAGAAUCAAACACAAACUCCGCCUGAGGCAGAAGAACGAUCUUCGUAACAAUAGUUCUGUCCACCUUAUUUUCAUUUUCAACGUGUUUUUGAAGUGAUGUAUUUUGGGUGACAUGGGAACUGAUUGUAUUUUCCAUGGCUCACAGCCCCUCAAGCUUAUUUGACAAGUGACAACCAUUCUUGUUUGUAUUUAUUUAUUUAUUUUUGAUUUAUGUCUUGGAUUAGUUGUAGACAACUAAAUACAAGUUGAUGUGUUAAUAUUAUACUUUCAUACACACACCAACAUGUUUUGGCAUGAUGGAGUGCUUCUCCAGAAACAAACUUCAUUCUUGAUUUUGAAUGGUCACGCCUUAACAUUUCCCAAAUGUGAUCAUUUCAGUACAAGUGAUGCAGCCAUAUUCGGCAAGGUAUUGUUUGGUAUCAGAGGUAAUUUGUUCAGUUUUUUCAAUGUAAUAAACAGUUGUUUAAAGCUAGUAUCAGUUACCUUAUGGGUAUCACAUGACCUAGUAAACAUGCAAUUAUUUCUUUAAAACAUUAGGUGUGACUGAACAGAUUUUGAAAGCUAUUGGCUCAGGUGCACAUUGUUAUUCUUUUAUCUUCUAGUCUGAAAAAAGUAUUUAAAAUUUAGGUGUGGAAAAUGAAUUCUUUAGUGUGAUAGAUUUUUUAAAAUGAAUAUUGGCCAGCUAUGCCUGGUGGUGUGCCGGACUAGUGAACUAUUUUUUUUAUGUCUCCUUAGUUCAAUUCUGAAUAAUGGUUGGAAUCGGUGCUGCUCAUUUAUUCCUAUUUUAUUAUUUUAUCCCAAAUUCAGGCAGAUCAUUGUGCAUCUGAUAUCUAUGAAAGGUUUGAAACAUUCAGUUUUGCGUCUUUGUUUUUGUAUUUAUGUUCCAGGAUUUUUUUUAUUUGUAUGUUUGAGAUAACAAUUUGUUAUGCAUGAA
Molecule: messenger RNA, 1826 nt
Organism: Styela clava
Lineage: Eukaryota; Metazoa; Chordata; Ascidiacea; Stolidobranchia; Styelidae
Product: transmembrane protein 33-like
Biological process (GO): endoplasmic reticulum tubular network organization; membrane organization
Cellular component (GO): membrane; endoplasmic reticulum
Source: RefSeq, a predicted model, not a curated record